CCAGAAAUAAAUGGUGGAAUAGGCCGAGUCUCCAAUCAUAAGAGAGAAGCCUAAAGCGACACAUUCCCGCAGGUACUGGGAGAAACGCACACUACACGCAUUAACUAAAAUGAAGAAAAUGCAUAGAGAGAGAUAAGCUGUAAGCUUUUUGCCUCCUCCUGUACCUCCAAUACAUUGCCAUUUGAGGGAGAAUUUUGGUUCAGAAAUUUUCAAGGGUGUUGUCUGUGAGGACCUGGUGGUGGUGGAGAUGGGUGGCAGAGCUGGUGGUGGAGCAUCAUCUCAGAUAAAGAAAGCGGCUAGAAGAAUCUUUGUACAGACAUGUGGCUCUUUUUGCCAUAGACAACAAACCCAUGUUCUUGAUAACUCCACCAGCACGACUGCUACAGGUUCUAGUGAUUCGCCUAGUAAUUCUUCUUCUGCAUAUCCCAAGAAGAAUUUUUCUUGCAAUAAAGUCUCUUCAGAAAUUGGGCAAUCUGAUUUAAGCGCUGACCCUUCUUCUAAUAAGAAUUUGUGCCCUAUAUGUCUUGAUCCUCUAAAUUACAGCUCCGGCAGCAGUCCUGGCCAAGCAAUAUUCACAGCACAAUGUUCUCAUGCUUUCCAUUUUGCAUGCAUCUUGUCAAAUGUUAACCACGGCAGUGUCACUUGCCCAAUUUGCCGUGCACAUUGGACUCAGCUACCUCGCAACCUAAAUACUCGAUGUUCACUCCAUUACAACAAGACUGAUCCUAUUCUAAGGAUCCUUGAUGAUUCAAUUGCUAAUUUUCGGGUUCACAGGCGAUCUUUUCUAAGAUCUGCUCGAUAUGAUGAUGAUGAUCCGAUCGAGCCUGACCACACGACUGAUCAACCCCGUCUCUAUCUCUCUCUAGUUCCAUCACAAGAUCAUUUGUCUAGUUCUUCUCCAAUGGCAGAAUCACCACGUGCCGUACAACAUUUUUCCCCAACCGGUGGAAAUUCCUUUCUCUGCUCAACAAAUAACAGAGCUUAUCUUUCUGUAAAGUUAGCACAUCAACCUGCAACUGAUUUGGUCCUAGUUGCAAGCCCGAAUGGGCCACACCUGAGGCUCAUGAAGCAAUCCAUGGCACUCGUGGUAUCCUCACUACGUCCCAUGGAUAGGUUGGCCAUUGUUACCUACUCAUCUGCUGCAGCACGCAUUUUCCCUCUAAGGCGCAUGACUUCAUAUGGAAAGCGAACAGCAUUACAAGUCAUUGAUCGGUUAUUCUAUAUGGGACAAGCGGAUCCAAUGGAAGGGCUAAAGAAAGGAGUAAAGAUACUAGGUGAUCGUGUCCACAAGAACCCGGAGUCAUGUAUCUUGCAUUUGUCCGACAAUCCAUCAAGAUCCUAUCAUCGAUUUGACGUUGAAGUUUCAGUUAAAAUCCAUCGAUUCCAUGUAGGGUUUGGAUAUGGCACUUCAAAUGGGUUUAUCAUGAAUGCAUUCGAAGAAUUCCUUGCAAGAACUCUUGGAGGUGCGAUUAGAGACAUCCAGUUGAGGAUUGGGGAAGGUGCUAGGAUCAUCAGCAUCGGAGAACUCAGAGGUGGUGAGGAGAGGAAGAUUCCAAUAUAUUUAGGCGAGUCGAGACAUGUUCGAUUGGAGUUUAGCUAUGUCGACAGUGAAGAUGAGCACAUGAGGACGGGUGAAACUGUUAUUGGCAUAAUAGACGAAGGCGAUAGAAAUGACAGUGCAGAUACCAUUUCCAUAUGUGGUAGGACUAGCAGUGUUGAGAGUUGGGACUACCAUGAUCCUUUCCUGGCUAGAAGAUGGGCUAAACAUUUGCAUGGCUAUAGGCUAUAACUUGUGCCAUUUCUUGCAAUCUUAUAGAAUUCUUAUAACUAGAUAUUGAUCGGAUAGGAUUGUUAUUAGGCAUCUCACCAUUACAUUACAUUCAUAUGUCCCCUCAACUAGCAGUAAAUGAAAUCAAAUUGUUUUACAUUUCA
Messenger RNA from Olea europaea var. sylvestris, 1932 nucleotides. RefSeq lists its product as uncharacterized. The transcript is spliced from 3 exons. The record is from RefSeq and is a predicted model, not a curated record. Lineage: Eukaryota; Viridiplantae; Streptophyta; Magnoliopsida; Lamiales; Oleaceae. Gene Ontology annotation, molecular function: metal ion binding. The coding region runs from base 248 to 1789 and encodes 513 amino acids.